Molecule: messenger RNA, 2112 nt
Organism: Carassius auratus (goldfish)
Lineage: Eukaryota; Metazoa; Chordata; Actinopteri; Cypriniformes; Cyprinidae
Product: ras-related protein ORAB-1-like
Exons: 6
Coding region: 493-1125 (210 amino acids)
Molecular function (GO): GTP binding; GTPase activity
Source: RefSeq, a predicted model, not a curated record
UCAGCGUCCUCUAGCGGAAGUAGUUUGCUAUUACAAAUUAGUUUUUGGCAAAGUUAUCUGGUGAUUGCCUUGGGUUCACUCUUUUUUCUUGCCUGUUAAUAUGAAUUUCAUGAGUUUCAUAACUUUUUUGUUUGUUUGUUUUGUUUGUACUUUUUUUAGUGAUUAACUUGUUCUGAGACUACAAUAACAUCAUGCCGGGUGGUUGGUACAGUUACGUAAUACACGGACAGCUUUGUGUCUUCAGAAUUUAGCAGAAAUCAAUAUGUGCUCCUGUAUCACCCUCGUUGUCACUUCUACAGGCCUGCAACUUUAAAAAACAGGCAAUGGCCACUUUGUAACCUGAUCAAGCCUUGAAUAAAUGAUGGAGCAGUAUCUGGGUUCACUAUUGCCACGGUUGUUGCUGUUUGCAUUUCUAAGGACAGAAACCAGCUGAACAAAGAUAAUCAGGCUGAAAGACAUUUAAACAACAUCUUGCUAUUACUAACCCUAAGGAUGAAUCCUGAGUAUGACUACCUGUUCAAGUUGUUGCUGAUUGGGGACUCUGGUGUAGGAAAGUCGUGUUUACUUCUACGGUUUGCUGAUGACACCUAUACAGAGAGCUACAUUAGCACUAUUGGAGUGGAUUUUAAAAUCAGAACUAUUGAAAUGGAGGGGAAGACUGUUAAACUGCAGAUUUGGGAUACAGCAGGGCAAGAGCGAUUUCGAACAAUAACAUCCAGUUAUUAUCGAGGGGCACAUGGGAUUAUAAUUGUCUAUGAUGUCACAGAGCAGGAGUCUUUCAACAAUGUGAAGCAAUGGUUAGAAGAAAUUGACCGCUAUGCCUGUGAAAAUGUCUCCAAGUUGUUAGUCGGUAAUAAGAGUGACCUUGCCUCAAAAAAGGUGGUAGACUUUACCACAGCAAAGGAAUUUGCGGAGUCACUCAAAAUCCCAUUCCUGGAGACGAGUGCCAAGAACGCAAACAACGUAGAGAAGGCAUUUUUAACAAUGGCCUCUGAAAUCCAGAAGAGGGUUGGGACGGACAGUGUUCAGAAUGAAGCUAUUAAAAUGGGAUCCAAAAUAAACAGUGCCCCCUUAUGGCCUGGUGGAGAGAAGUCAGUAGCUGAGGAGGUCAGCUCUUGUUGUUAGUGCUCAGCAUCUUUUAAAUUCAAGUUAAUAUUUUUGUUUAUCAUUUUAUGUGUUUCUCUUUUUCCUUCUUUUUCAUUCUGAAUAUGAAAUAAUUCAUUGAUUUUAUGUUUCCAUGAGCUAAUGAAAGUUGUACAUGCCUUUUCUGUAAAUGCUCUUUUCUCGUUUUUGGUAAUGAACCAAACCUGUUAGCAUACACAACCUCUUAUCCUAUUAUAAUCUCUUAUGCUGCAUUUAUGUAAUGAAAAAUACAACAAAACAUUAGUAUUGUGAAAUAUUAUUACAAUUUAAAAUAAUUUAUUUUCUGUUUUAAUAUAUUUUAGAAAUGUAAUUUGUUUCUGUGUGGAAAACUGAAUUUUCAGUAGCCUUCUUAAAAGAAGCAACACAAAGAAAUCUAAGAAAAGUUCAGCUUAAAAUAUGUUUACUUUUCAAUUUCUCAAAAAAUAAAAAAUGUAUAUACAUUAAAAAGCUUUUUAUGAGUGUCAAGCAAUCUCUCACUGUGCAUUGCAUAUACAGAAGCAUUUGCACUGCAUUUGAAUCUAAAUAAACACUCAGAUCAACCUAAUGUGCAAGUAAGUAUUACAUGCGCAGAUAAAGCACUGGCCCAAGAGUUGCUGUGCAUGACACUGCAUUAUAUGUGUCUCAGUGUCAUGAAGAAAUAAAUAGUCAUUACCUCAUCUCAUUACUGAAAAAAAGUCAAGUAAUAAUACAAUUAAGGAGAUGUAAUAUACAUUAUGUGAUGGUCAUAUCUGGACAUUUAGCUGAAUAUAUGAUAUUCAUUUUUAUGAUAUUUCAAAAUAUUUGAAAGUUGUGCAUCUUGAUUUAUAAUAAAAGCUCUGAAAGGGUUAAACUUUUUUAAGUCAAGCAUUGCAAGCAUUUGAAUCAAACACAAAAUGCACUGAACAUUACUACACGACAAAACAACUCAGUGCUAACAAGCUCAGCUGACAAGAUCACAACAUAGUAUUCAAUCACUAAACGUUUUAGGCC